Molecule: messenger RNA, 468 nt
Organism: Bathycoccus prasinos
Lineage: Eukaryota; Viridiplantae; Chlorophyta; Mamiellophyceae; Mamiellales; Bathycoccaceae
Product: Ubiquitin-conjugating enzyme E2 E1
Exons: 2
Coding region: 1-468 (155 amino acids)
Biological process (GO): protein polyubiquitination
Cellular component (GO): nucleus
Molecular function (GO): ubiquitin conjugating enzyme activity
Source: RefSeq, a predicted model, not a curated record
AUGAGCAAGUCUGGAAUGAGUUCAGCGGCAAAACGCAUCCAAAAGGAACUCGCGGAAAUCAGUUUGGAACCACCGACGAACUGUAGCGCGGGACCAAAAGGCGAUAACUUAUACGAGUGGGUGAGCACGAUCAUGGGUCCACCAGGCUCGCCGUAUAACGGAGGCGUCUUCUUCUUGGACAUUCACUACCCGACUGAUUAUCCAUUCAAGCCUCCGAAAGUUACCUUUCGUACGAGGAUUUACCACUGUAACAUAAACUCCUCGGGACAAAUAUGUUUGGACAUUCUCAAAGACCAGUGGUCGCCGGCGUUGACGAUAUCGAAAGUCUUGUUGAGCAUUUGCUCCUUGUUAACGGAUGCUAACCCGCACGACCCGUUAGUCGGGUCAAUCGCGCAACAGUUACUGAAUGAUAAAGAAGCGCACGAUAAAACUGCAGCGGAAUGGACGAGGCGAUACGCUCAAGGAUAA